Messenger RNA from Cadophora gregata, 2564 nucleotides. RefSeq lists its product as uncharacterized. Gene Ontology annotation, molecular function: ATP binding; protein kinase activity. Lineage: Eukaryota; Fungi; Ascomycota; Leotiomycetes; Helotiales; Ploettnerulaceae. Gene Ontology annotation, biological process: protein phosphorylation. The transcript is spliced from 4 exons. The coding region runs from base 448 to 2154 and encodes 568 amino acids. The record is from RefSeq and is a predicted model, not a curated record.
CAUCUUCUCAACCCAUGAAACCAUCCACUGCACCCCUGAAACAAUCCCGCCCGCCCCAGGCCAGGCCUCUCCACGUGCCUAAAUACAACGCUAUGACUCGCUACAGCCCCCUGAAAGUCAGCAAAUUCAGCGACAAAAGCAUCGAUCCCCACCGCUGUCAAAGGGAGGGAUUUUACCUACCUGCAGGAUAGUUGGAUGCAGACAUGGGAUAGAGGUAGCGUUUCCAAUGCCAGGGACCGGGACUGGACCAGCGAGGAUUGGCGCACCUGUUAUGAUGCGAUUUUACCUUUGAUGACUUGAUCGGGCACAGCUAGGAUGCAGGAGACUUUACAGGAGAUCUCUUUGUUUAGGGAGUUUCUUUCUUGGAACUUGGUAAUCUGCGGUAAGACUUGACUCGUACCUGAUUUUGUCUUGGUAUCUUGAUCUACAGAGCAGAGCACGUCAAGUAUGUCGAUGAGUGAAGGGACGCUGGAGGAUUAUUUCAGGAUCCGGACACCUCCGAGUCGUGGUGCGGAAAUCAUCCGGUUCUGGGAGGCGUUGUUUGAUCUGCUUGGUGAGCUGAAAGGGUGCCAUACCAGCGGGAGUGCUCAUCUGAAUAUUGCACCGGAAAGGAUACACAGUGUCGAGGAUGGUCAGGACGGACACUCACGGUGGGGUCUGGACUUUCGGAAUUCAGACUCCAACAUUACAGGCAGAAAGCCUUCGCAGUACGAUCCCCCGGAGCUGUCCAUGUCCCCUGAACUUUCAUCUCAUAUGUCAUGGACUACCGACAUAUGGUCACUAGGAUGUAUUUACAGCGAAGCCGCCAUCUGGCUUACAGAUGGAUAUUCGGGACUCCAAGAGUAUCGAUAUCAAAGGCAAACAGAAGCAAGUUCUGUUUUCCCGAUCUCAAAUCACAGCAAAACAUGCCCCUUUCACAAUGGCAUUGAAGUCAUGAAAUGCGUUCAGAAUGCCCACAUAGACAUUGAAGCCCGUCUGCGCCGGUCCGAUCAUAUCACUAAGAAUGUGCUGGAGACCAUGGUCCAGGAGAUGCUCUGGGAAGAGGACCGCCCUAGUACGAAGGCUUUGCUGAGGAAAGCGGAUGUUGUGUUAUUGAGAGCGAGGCAGAAAGUUGGUGUGGACUCGGAAUCUGGAAAUAGAAGCGGAAUAGUCAGCCAGGGAAGCCGGCAUAGGAGGGAGUAUCCUCCGCCAGCAUUCCCGUCUCCGACUCAACCAUUACCGCCUCUUCCGAAGCGUGCUGUACCAACUCUGAAGUCUGUCUCUAGAGCAGACAGUGCAACGAUCACCGAGCGGGAGCAGAUGUCACAAAGGUCAGAAAGAGACUCAACGAUCCAGCUGCGAAUAGCUCAUAUGUCUCCAAACGUUCCUCACAGACCGGCUCCAAACCAAGGACGACCACGAACUCUUCCAAAACAGGACUCAAGCGACCCUAGAUCUAAAUCAACACAUGACCAAGUCAACACAUCUACUCGCGAGCCACAUGCAACACCAUUCAUUCUACCGACUCUAAAUAACUUCCAUCCAGUAACGCAGACCUACGCACCAGAUGUAUCCGCUUCACACUCAGAGAUCGCACCAAGCUGCAUAAAGCCAGAGGAUAUCUUGCCAGCAAGACCACCUAGUUAUUCAAGGAGUCAUCAGUCCAGCACAUACUCUCAACCACUCUCUUCAUCUACUGGUCAAGAUGACAGUUUCCUAGAUGCUCUAUCGUACGUCCCGACAGUAGAAGAGACUCGUCCCGAAUUCAAACUGCCAAAACGAGGAAUUGGUUUCUCCCUUUUCCCCUCACGAUCAAGACACGAAGCGUCUCCAAAACAAAGUCGCAUAAAUGUUCCGUCCAUACCACGCACACCAUCAUUAAUAUCAGAUGAUGCACCAAACCUGGAGUAUAUUUCGCUCAAUACCUGCUUGGAGUGGAAGAAAGCGAAUAAGAAAGUGAAGAAACAGGCGAACAUUCCGCCUCUAUUGAGCGUUACGAUGAUGGAGGAGUUGGGUGAACGAGAUCAUGCAUUUAUAAUUGACGACUCUGCAUCUAUGGCACCUGUCUGGCUUGAUGUCCAGCGAGUUUUCGAAGCACUUUCCUACCUCGUGAAAGGCAUGUCACCAGAAGGGACAGAACUAUUCUUCACCGUAUCUUGUACGCCGCCUCAGUAGCCUCCAAAUCUCGACUACUUUUGUCCAGAGCAGAAUAGCUAACAGUAAGCAGACUCCACAUACCGCCGUCGCUCCACCUCCGAACUCUGCACCCACCUCUCCACCCACCCCCUCAGCGGUCAAACCAACAUCCUCUAUCGCCUAAACCUCCAGCUGCAAGCUUACCGCCUCAAACUCCUCCACGCCAAAACACCGCCAAACCAAAAAUCCAAAUCCAAAUCCAAGGAACCCGUCCGUCCGCUAAGCAUCUAUAUCCUCACCAAUGGAGAGUGGACCGGCGAAGGCGAUAGAGGUGCCGAGGAAGUGCGGGAUGCGAUGCGUGUGAUGGGAGAGUUUUUGAGGGGGGAGGGACUGGAUGAGGGGAGUGUGAGGGUGCAGUUUGUGAGUUUUGCGAACGGAGGGAGUGCGGG